GAAAUGUUGUAGCAAAAAACAAAUUGAACAACUUCAUGCCCAUUUGGUUCAAACUGGCCUUUUUCAAAGUCUAUAUCUUGUGGGCAAGAUUAUAGUGUUUUGUGCUACAUCAAAUGAGUGUUGUAUGGAGUAUUCGGUGUCGGUUUUCGGUAAGAUUAAUAAGCCAGAUGGGUUUCUUUGGAAUACUAUGAUUAGAGGGUUUGGUAAUACGAACAAAGUUGAUCAAGUUUUUUGUUACUAUAAAAAGAUGGUUGAAUAUGGUGAAGUUGUGGAUAAUUUUACACUAUGUUUUUUGCUUAAAGCUAGUGGGCAAUGUGGGUCAGUUUUGUUGGGAAAACAAGUACAUUGUAGUGUUGUAAAACAUGGGUUUGAGAGUCAUGUUUUUGUGAGGAAUACUAUGAUACAUAUGUAUGGAACGUUAAAAGAUGUUGUCGUUGCACGUCAGGUGUUUGAUGAAAUGCCUAGACCCGACUUGGUUGGUUGGAAUACUAUCAUUGAUUGCCAUGUUUGUUGUGGGAAACACAAAGAGGCGUUGGAGUUGUUUUAUCGGAUGCAGAGUGAUGGUGUAAAACCUGAUAAUGCUACAUUGGCGGUGGUCUUAUCGGCUUGUGCUGCAUUGGGAGAGUUGGAGGUUGGGAGGUGGGUUCAUUCCGUUGUGGAUCAAAGUUUUUUACUGAGAGAUAUGUCACUUGCGAAUUCUCUUAUUCAUAUGUACACAAGGUGUGGCGAGAUGGAAGAAGCACGAAGAGUUUUUGGCAUGAUGAAUGAUAAAAAUGUAGUAACAUGGAACACGAUGAUAUUGGGACUCGCAACUCAUAGUUACUCUCAGGAAGCUUUAUCCAUGUUUUCACUAAUGAUGAACAAAAACGUCAUACCACCUGAUGAUGUUACUUUCUUAGGAGUUCUAACUGCGUGUAGCCAUGGAGGAAUGGUGGAAGAAGGAAGACGGUAUUUUGAAGAAAUGACCAGCAAUUACCAUAUGAAACCAUCAAUAAAACACUACGGGUGCAUGGUAGACAUGUUAUCUCGAGCAGGAUUGGUCACCGAGGCUUAUAGUUUGGUUCACAAUAUGCCUAUGAAAUGCAACGCCAUUAUCUGGAGGACAUUAUUAGCAGGUUGUAAUAUGCACGGAAAUAUCAAACUAGCUGAGGACGUAAGGUGGCAUCUACUUGAGGUGGAACCAGAUCAUAGUAGUGAUUAUGUUCUUCUAGCUAAUACUUAUGCAAGUUUAGAAGACUGGAACCAAGUAUCGAGAGUAAGAAGAUCAAUGGUAGCUGAUAAAGUUCAAAAAGCGUGCGCUGGUAACAGUUUCAUUGGUGUACCAUCGGGAUUCUAACACGCAAGGACCAAAGAG
This is a messenger RNA of Erigeron canadensis, 1354 nucleotides long. Its product is annotated as pentatricopeptide repeat-containing protein At4g21065-like. Gene Ontology annotation, biological process: RNA modification. The record is from RefSeq and is a predicted model, not a curated record. Gene Ontology annotation, molecular function: RNA binding; protein binding. Lineage: Eukaryota; Viridiplantae; Streptophyta; Magnoliopsida; Asterales; Asteraceae. The transcript has a single exon. Bases 125 to 1336 code for a protein of 403 amino acids.